Molecule: messenger RNA, 1115 nt
Organism: Megalopta genalis
Lineage: Eukaryota; Metazoa; Arthropoda; Insecta; Hymenoptera; Halictidae
Biological process (GO): response to oxidative stress
Molecular function (GO): peroxidase activity
Source: RefSeq, a predicted model, not a curated record
GUCAGCGGUCAGUGUGUUUGCAGUUUCAUAAAAUUUCUGAACAAAGGCGAGAUCGUCGCAUUUGCGUUCGAUCGGUCGAGGUGUUCGGACAUUUUCAAAUCGUGUUCCACGUUUAACAUUAAACUUCUGUUUUCUCUUACAUUAUAUUCGAGAAACUAGGCAGCGAUUAUUUUUCCUAAUUAUCAAUUUUUCAAGAUCUACGCCGGCGUUUUAUCUUGGAUAAAUUUCCGCAGUGCGGCGACACAUUCAACGAAGCAAAAUGUUGAAAUUGACACUUUUGUUGCUGGUCUGUGCUGUGGCCACAGCUCAGGAUUGUGAUGUGAAUAAAGAUCAAUGCGCUGCUACCACUUCGGCUCCUUUCGAUCAGGAUAAGGAUUGGAACUCUGCAAACACGAUAUAUGAUUUUCAUGCUAAAGAUAUUCAUGGCAACGAUGUGUCGCUAGACAAAUACCGUGGUCAUGUAUGCAUAAUAGUUAAUGUUGCCAGUAACUGUGGGCUGACAGACUCAAACUACAAGGAACUGGUGCAUUUAUACGAAAAGUACAGUGAGAAAGAGGGCUUAAGAAUCUUAGCGUUCCCCUCCAAUCAAUUUGCGAACCAGGAACCAGGCAGUGCGGAGCAAAUUCUAGAUUUUAUCAAACAAUACAAUGUCAAAUUUGAUGUCUUUGAGAAGAUCGAUGUCAAUGGGGACAAUGCGCAUCCAUUGUGGAAAUGGCUGAAGACUCAGAAAGAAGGUUUCAUAAUUAAUGCCAUCAAGUGGAACUUCACCAAGUUCAUCGUUGACAAGGAGGGCAAAGUUGUCUCCAGAUAUGCACCGCAAAAGGAACCUCUUGAAAUGGAGGAAGAACUGAAGAAAUACUUUUAAGCGUCUCGAGAUCCUUGCAUGCUUACAGUCUUAGCAAGUAACGCAUUUAAUACUCGAUGCUAUAACUGUUAGAAGAACAAAUCUAAGAACGAUAACACUGUUUUAUUGCCUACAAUACGUACAUUCGUGUGGUUGGAAAGUCGUCUAUGUAUACAACAGUCUGAUGUAGAAUAAGUCUCCUUUCCCUUUGUUUCAUUUCGAUGUAGUUAUUUACUUGUGGCCAAUAAAUAUAUUUCUCUACCUUUAACAA